Plasmodium cynomolgi strain B is the source of this 769-nucleotide messenger RNA. RefSeq names its product CYIR protein. The record is from RefSeq and is a predicted model, not a curated record. Lineage: Eukaryota; Apicomplexa; Aconoidasida; Haemosporida; Plasmodiidae. The transcript has a single exon. The annotation marks the transcript as partial.
AAAGAUCAUAAGAAAUUUAAAUGACUAUGCAUUAUGGGAUAAUUCGAAUGCUAAAUACGAUGUGUGCAAACUUUUAAAUUAUUGGGUAUAUAGUAGAUUAGUUCGUAUUUGGGGUUCUGAUAAACCUAGUAUUAUUACUACUCCUCUUGCCGCCCUCCAUAGGGUAUGGAAUGAAUUUCUUAAAAAAUCAUCAAAUACGUCUCUCAAUAAUAAAUGUAUCCCUGAUAUGGGUUUAGCUGUACAGCAUAACUGGCAGGAUAGGAAAAAAUUGUACGAUUAUUAUGUUGAUUAUGAUUAUCUUCUUUAUAUGGCCAAAAACUAUGACAAAGAUGAAUGCACAUAUUAUUAUAAAAUUAAUGAAAUGAUUCCAUUAUAUAAUUUCUAUAAGGAUUUAUGUAGUACUCAUAGAGAAAGAUGUCCAGACGUCUUUUAUGAAUUCCCGGUAGAAAAUAUUGAGUCUGAGCUAACAGAUUUACAAUGUUAUUCUAAAUUUAAUGGUAUAAAUGGUCCCAUUUUAGAGGCUACUUCUUCGCUUCAACUUGUAGACAACAAAGGAGAGCAUGAAAAACCUGCAGAGGAUAUUUCAGAUUACAUUAUAGAUGAUUAUACAGUCGAAUCUAAUACCCAGUUAGAUAGUGGAAAUUCCGGAAUUGGAAAAAAAGUUACUCAUUCAAUUCUUGGCGCAGCUCCAGUUUUAUUAACUGGCACUGUGUUAUAUAGAGUAUGUAUAUAUUUUGUAAACAUAUAUCAUUAUAGUACGAACUUGUAA